Pseudoliparis swirei is the source of this 3938-nucleotide messenger RNA. Its product is annotated as zinc finger protein 14-like. The transcript has 7 exons. Lineage: Eukaryota; Metazoa; Chordata; Actinopteri; Perciformes; Liparidae. The coding region runs from base 631 to 3852 and encodes 1073 amino acids. Gene Ontology annotation, biological process: regulation of transcription by RNA polymerase II. Gene Ontology annotation, molecular function: DNA-binding transcription factor activity; RNA polymerase II cis-regulatory region sequence-specific DNA binding. The record is from RefSeq and is a predicted model, not a curated record.
GCUCCAUCACAGCCGACAGUAAUCAGCAGUUCCAUUAGGUUAAUUUCCCCCUGAUUGAAUGAUGUAAUCCUCAUUGCCAGAAUUUUGUCCGAAAAUGACUGAAUACAUACUAAUAAUAAUGUGUCACGGUGAUCAAUGAGUAAAAUUACUUAUUGAACCGCUCUGAAAACAGGAAGAUGUAGUUGUAUUUCUGCUCCAGAAGAUGCUUGUUUUAACAAAUACAUGUUUGGGCUCAUUUCCUCAAAUGGCCUCUAGGGGGCAGUGACGACCAAAGCCUCUCCGUGAAAGCCCGAACACGAAGAAGAAAACGACCGUUUCUUUCGCAGGCAACCGUAAAGUUGCUUAAUUUAGUCCACGGUGACAUAAAGUUUCCAUUACGAAUGUAUUAGCGACUCGUAUGUUAGCAGAUAAUACAAAUAUACAUAAUAAUAAACCGCGGCUGCUGAAUGAAACCCGUGGGACGUAAGUUACCCACUACGCCUGCGCACUCCAAAGCAAAACAUCGAGCCGCCCUUCUCCUCCUUCUCCUUCUUCUCCGCCAACUUGCACCGCAGGGUUGUGCGGACGUCGACUCCCAACGACCCCCCCGCGAUAAUUUGCUCACCGUAUUGGACAUUUAGCGACGUAGAAAUGGAGAGCCUGUACCGCGCGGAAAACGACUCCCUCCUCCUGCUGCCGUCUCUUCGCCUCUUCAUCCCUCCCCUGCGCCUGGUGUCGGCGGCCAUGUGGCAGGUGGUCCAGCGGGGCAGCGUGCAGGACUACGGCACGGUGGAGGAGUUCGUCAGCACGGUGUCGGAAAUUGUACCCGAGCUUCUGAACGCGGACCAGAAGGCUCAGCUCCUGUUGGGACUCAGGGCGCGGGUGGUUCUGGAGCUGUGUCGGGCCGAGCAGAUCCGAGACACGGAGACCAUCGAGCUGCACCUGGAGCGGAUCAGGGCCCUCGUGUCCACCUGGGCGGCGCAGCCGUGUUUCGCAGAGGUCGAGUUCCCCGAGUCCCACUUUGUGGAUCAAAUCGAGCUCCUGUUGAAAGACGCCGACGAGAAGGAGAAGUUUUUCCAGGAUGUUUUUCCCGUGGACUUUGGGCCUGAGUACGACGGCGCGCUGCAGGUGCUCAUGCUGGACUUCCUCUCCAGGCUGGAGAAGCUUCUUCCCGUCCCGGACAUCCAGCAGACGGCGUCCAUGCUCGGCGCCGUCCCGUCCGCCCUGGAGGAGUGCGUCCACUCUGUUCCCGACCCGCAGCACCUGAGGACCGUGCUGCUGCACCACACCGCGCUCGGACACAUGGACCUACCCGAUGAGACUCAGACCAUUCCUUCCUCCUUCGGGAACUGCAUCCUCUCCUCGCUGUCCCUCCCGCAGCUGGAGAAGGUCGUGAUCGACGCGGAGCAGCCGGAGCAGCUCCAGGGCUGCGUGACGGUGCAGGUGGAGGGCGAGACCGUGACGCUGCUGGACUACAUACAGAUCCAACAGCCGCCGGGUUUGGUGGAGCCCGACUACGACGACGAGGAGGAGGAGGAGGAGGAGGAGGAGGAGGAGAACGAACUGAACGAGGAGGAAGCGGCCGCGGAGACGGGCGACGCCCUGACGCCGGCGGCGUUUCAGCCGCUGAAGCGGAGCAAAAAGCUCCAGCCGAAGAGGAACGCCGCGGAGGAAACGGACGCGGCGUCGGCGAAGAGGCAGAGGAAGAAAUACUCUGGCGAUAAGACGUGUCCCGUGUGCAACAAGAUGUUCCUGCGGGCGGCGGCCAUGCGGCGCCACCAGGAGACGCACUCCUCCAACCGCGAGUUCAAGUACAAGUGCGCCGACUGCGACAAGCGCUUCAGGGACCAGUACGACAUGAACCGGCACAGCAUGCGCGUCCACGAGAAGGACGAGGCGGACGGCGGCGCCAAGGAGGAGGACGAGGCGGCGGGCGACGCUCCCGACGGGUCGGAAAACAAGAACUGCGCCCUGUGCGGGAAGUAUUUUGGCCGGCGGGUGGACAUGGAGCGGCACAUGCGGUCGCACUCGGAGGAGCGGCCGUACGACUGCUGCUUCUGCGAGAAGAAGUUCAAGAACCCGUACGUCCUGAAGAGACACCAGCAGGAGAUCUGCAAGAGCCGAGAGCUGAAGAGGCCGAAGAAGAGGGAGGCGCCGCGCGCCAAGCCGCCGCCGCCGGCCGAGGGCCCCGCCGAGGGCCCCGCCGAGGGCAAGGUGUGCCCCAUCUGCAGCCGGGUGCUGCCCUGCACCGCCGACAUCGCCAAGCACCUGCGCUCGCACACGGAGGAGCGGCCCUUCGUCUGCGUCGGCUGCGAGAAGGGCUUCAAGUACAAGGACACGCUGAAGAAGCACCAGAUCAUCCACGGCCACGAGGGCGUCCGCGAGGAGCCGAGCAAGACGGCGGAGCAGAUCCUGGCGGAGGCCGACGCGGAGAGGAGAGACGCCGACGCGGCGGCGGCGCCCGCGCAGAGAGCCAAGAGGACGGCCGCCGCGGUCUGCCCCGUCUGCUCCCGGGCCUUCGACAGCGUCAAGACGCUGAACCGCCACGUGCAGAGCCACACGGAGGAGCGGCCGUUCCACUGCGUCCACUGCAAGAGGCGCUUCAAGCACAUGCACGGCCUGAAGCGCCACCAGGUCUACGCCAUCUGCCACAAGAAGGUCGCCCGCUUCUCGUGGAAGAAGGGGGCGGGGCCGAGCGCCGGCGACGCGGCGGCGGGCGACGGCGACGACCCGCCGAUGAUCCCCGUGUGGUGCUCCGACUGCGGGCAGCACUUUGAGUACCCGGCGGCGCUGAAGCAGCACCAGGAGGACGUGUGCCGGCCGGAGGCGAGCGGCGCCACGCGCUGCGCCGACUGCGGCACGGAGUUCAAGAGCGUGACGAUGCUCAAGGUGCACCGCAGGAUCCACGACCCGCUCUACUGCGCCGAGUGCGGCAAGAUCCUGGCCAGCGAGCCGGCGUUCGAGCGCCACAAGCUGAUGCACCGGCCCAUGCCGUGCACCAUGUGCGACGAGGCCUUCACGCUGCUGCGCCGGCUGCGCGAGCACUACGACAAGCGCCACGCCUUCUCCGGGCCGUACCCGUGCGCCCAGUGCGGCAAGACCUUCGCGCAGCUGUCCUACCUCUCCAUCCACCAGCGCAUCCACCAGGGCGAGUUCCCGUACGCGUGCGCCGCCUGCCCCGAGAAGUUCCGCUCGUCCAACUGCCUGACGGUGCACCGGCGGAAGCACACGGGCGAGAAGCCCUUCCUGUGCUGGCAGUGCGGCAAGCGCUACCGCUCGGCCUCGGAGCUCACGGUGCACAUGGGCACGCACUCGGAGGCGCGGCCGUGGGCGUGCGCGCAGUGCGCCGCGGCGUACCGCACCAAGCUGCAGCUCGCCAACCACGUGGAGCAGGUGCACGUGGGCGUGCGCUACCCGUGCGGCGGCUGCGGCAAGCGCUUCAUGAAGGAGACGUCGCUGAAGCGGCACGAGCUGAUCCACACGGGCGAGCGGCCGCACCAGUGCACCGUGUGCGGCAAGACCUUCCUGACCGCCAACGAGCUGCGGCUGCACACGCGCUACCACACGGGCGAGCGGCCGUACAAGUGCGAGGAGUGCGGCAAGGCCUUCAUCCAGUCGGGCUACCUGAAGUCGCACAUGCGCAUCCACACCGGGGAGAAGCCGUUCACGUGCGACGUCUGCGACAAGGGCUUCCGUCUGUCGUACCACAUGAAGAAGCACCGGCGGACGCACGCCGGCAAGCCCAAGGGCUGCGUGUGCGAGGAGUGCGGCGCGGCGUUCCUCCACAAGAAGUCGCUGUGGGAACACUCGCUGGGCCACGACGUCAAGGCGGAGCCGGCGCUCACCGGAGAAGUCAGGAUCGAAUUUCAAUAGUGUGUGUGUGUGAGAGAGAGAGAGUGUGAGAGAGAGAAUGAUGUAGUGUGUGUCAGAGAGAGAGAGAGUGUGUGUGUGUGUGUGUG